CUUUCCACAAGGGCUGUGAUAGGUCGAAGACAGUGGAGAGCACGUCUUUGAUGCACGCAUGACAAGUCUUUGGACGCUUUUACAGGGAAUGGACUUUAUUAGCUAAGUUCGGAAGCAGAAGGUCGUCCUUCAUUUCCCGGAUAAUCAAGCGGCGGCUUGCGAACCCUUUCCUUUUAUUUUUUUAAAUUUAUUUGUUCCUUCGUCUCGCAGCAACUGCAACUCAUCGCUACUUCUUUUUAUAAUGUCUCACCAUCCUACAUACACUAUGGCUGCGCUGUGCGCAACUGGAGGCAUUGUUGGAUUUGCACGCACGCGUUCCAUUCCGUCUUUGGCAGCUGGUCUCGGUGUGGGUACGCUGUACGGUGUUGCUGGUUAUUUGAUCCAGCAAAACAGAGACUAUGGCCAUGAGACCGCGGUGGCUGCCUCGACUCUUCUGGCCGGUGCCAUGAUCCCGCGUGCUGUUUCCACUGGAUUCAAGAAACCGGUGCCGGUGGCCUUGUCGGUCAUUUCGUUGACGGCGGGUGCUUACUAUGUCAAAAAGGUCAUUGAUUAUCGCUAAAGUGGAGUUUCCAUGUUUCACGUGUCGCGCAAUAAAAAACUUUGGGUUCAGGAACCAUUUUAUUUUGACACUAGAAAUGGAGGGGUUUUUGUUUUCGCUUGCUCACAGUUAUCGUUUGGCUUUAAUGACUAUGGUUUAUGUUAGAAUGAGGAUAGUUAAAGUCUUACUGAAGCAUUAUCUUGGAAAUAAAAGAAAAACCAAGAGCGCAAAAGAAUAAUCUCGGGCAGACGUAAACAGCGUUUGCUUUGAUGGUAUACCAUGCAAAAAAUUGUACAAGUCGUUAUCUGGGCAGAGCUACAAACGUUUGCCAACCUAAUUUCCAGAUAUAGUCAAC
Radiomyces spectabilis is the source of this 893-nucleotide messenger RNA. RefSeq names its product transmembrane proteins 14C-domain-containing protein. NCBI's taxonomy places the organism in Eukaryota, Fungi, Mucoromycota, Mucoromycetes, Mucorales, Radiomycetaceae. The record is from RefSeq and is a predicted model, not a curated record. The transcript is spliced from 2 exons. Bases 242 to 559 code for a protein of 105 amino acids. Gene Ontology annotation, cellular component: membrane.